CUUUCUCCCGCAGAGUGGUAGGUGGGUUCAAACCACCGACCUUUUGGUUAGCAGCCGAGUGCUUAGCCACUGCACCACCAGGGCUCCUUCUCCAAGUGUAGUAAAGAUUAAUUUUUUCCUAACUUAGAGGUUGCAAACUGGUGAUCUUUGGACUAAAUCUAGGCCACAAAUAUAUUUUUUUGGCCAGUUCAGUGAUCUUAAACAAUUAGAAUAUUUAUAUAAACUCUGGAUUUAGGCUUAUGAUGAUGAAUCAGAGGAUCUGAUACCACUGAGUACAGCAUUCUGUGUGAUAACUGUUGGCCAACUAAGUAGCAUUGAGGAGAGAAUCAGGUACUAGUUUUUCUGCCUCAAUGUCCGUGGUCUUUGCCAAGAGAGGUAAGACCACAUUCUGCAUGGACUGUGCUGGUUGAGGAGCAGCCCAAAAUAGCUGGAGAAGUGUGAGAAAAGGAGACGCUGAAGCAUGGCAGUGUUUCAUUUGGAAACAUCUCAUAUAUAUUAAAUAUGAUGUAUUCCACAUAACUGAAUUUUCCAAAUUAUUGAAGCAAUCACCUUUCUGGUGCUUUAGGUAGAAAGCUUUUUUAAAUGCUUACACAUAAGCCUUUUUUAUUGCUUCAUGGUGCUUUUCAUGAAUGAAAAUUAUUGUACUCUGGGUAGUAUAAUACAUCAAGCAGGGGUUGGAUUAAGAUUACCUCCAGAUUCCUUAGAAAUGACUAGUAUGCUCAAUUUAUGGUUGAUUUUGUCUUUAUUUCAGCUGAAAAUGUCUUUCUAGUAUACUACAGAGUAAAGUGUAUUAGGCUUUGUGACAUUUCUGCGACUUAAGGAUUUUUUUGUUUCCUAGUUUAGAAAUACAUUCUGGAUGGUUGAGGUUGGGAAUAAUCUGACCUCAGUUAAGUAUUUGAUUACCAUGUCCUUUUUAGGGUAUGGAAUUGUCCCCAAUAUUUUUUUCUUUUACACAUAUAUCAUUUCCGUUGAAAAAUAGGUUUUACUCGUUUUUGUUGAUUGUUAUUAAUAUUGUGAUAAUUGCAGAUAGACUGCGUUUUAGAUAUUUUUCUAUGUACUUUUGAGACAUUCAUCAAAUAAUACAUAGAUACAUAAAAAUAAUUACUCCAAAAGUGAUAUUAAAUGACUUCUCAGCAUCCAUUGUUUUUAAAUCAGACUAGGCUAAACUGGGGAAUAAUGGAGCUUGAAGAAUACAAAUAUCUUUGAUGGCCAUUGUUGUUAUUGUUGUUAGCUGCUGCUGAGUCCACCCCUGACUCUUAGUGACCCCAUACAUCAGGGAAUGAAACACUACCUGGUUCUGAUCUGUCUUCGUGAUCGGUAGUGAAUCAGACCAUUGUGAUCCAUAGGGUUUCAUUGGCUGAUUUUUGGAAGUAGAUCGCCAAGCCUUUCUUCUUAGUCUGUCUUAGUCUGGAAGCUCUGCUGAAACCUGUUCAGCAUGACAGCAACACAUAAGCUACCGCUGACAGAUCAGUGGUGGCUGCACAUGAGGUGCGUUGGCCAGGAGUUGAACCCUGUUCUCCUGCAUGGGACAUGAGAAUUCUACCAGUGAACCACCAGUGCCCUUGUUGAUGGCCUUUACUAGUUGGUAAAUGCUUACACAAAUGAAUGUUUAUAUUUUUCCAAAUUGUUUUUAGACUGACAAAGAUCUUUUUUGAGUAAGACAGCAUCUGUAAUAUCAGGCUUAAGUAGUGCUAGUUGUAAACAGUUACAAAAAAUUGGUGGGGAAGAUUAGGAAUAGAGUCUUCAUGUAAAGAAAAUUUCGGUUCUCAUGUGAAAUGCUGUGCUGUCUGUAGCAUCUGUACUUUGGAAUUGAUGCAAGUAAUGUUAGUCAUGUCACCCAGUCUGGAGGUGUACCCAAGUGUUUGUCUGCAGACUCCCACCAUGUAAAUCAAAGUGGAGGCACAAAGCAAGGCAUUACCUGUAGACAAGUAGUCAUUAGGGGUGAGGAGUUAGGGAAGGGGAGAGUAAAAAAAAAAUGACUAUGCGUGAUAAACUGAAUUUAUCCUUUGAGUCUUAGAAAAGAUAUACUUUUUAGUACUUUUGUAGUAGGAGAAAAUUUUAUGACAGAGCAGUGAUAUUUGCUAUAAUUCUGAAGCAAAAUAUUUAUUUACACAAAGCACUAAACUCCUUGCUCCUAAUAACUUAUUAUUGGGGUUUUUUUUCCUAGGAGACAGCCUAACGAUGGGCCUGGCAAUUGACAGAAAGGAAUAGAAUGGUUAGUUUGUCCCAAAGCACAAGGAGGUUCAGCAACAUCAGAUGACCAUGAAUUUGAUCCAUCAGCUGACAUGCUGGUUCAUGAUUUUGAUGAUGAACGAACAUUAGAAGAGGAAGAAAUGAUGGAAGGAGAAACAAACUUCAGUUCUGAAAUAGAGGAUCUUGCAAGGGAAGGCGACAUGCCAAUUCAUGAACUUCUCAGCCUUUAUGGUUAUGAUAGUACUGUUCGACUACCUGAAGAAGAUGAGGAGGAGGAGGAAGAGGAGGAAGAAGUCGAAGAUGAUGAAGAUGCUGAUAAUGAUGACAAUAGUGGCUGUAGUGGGGAAAAUAAAGAAGAGAAUAUAAAGGAUUCAUCAGGUCAGGAGGAUGAAACUCAGUCUUCCAAUGAUGAUCCCUCACAAGCUGUUGCUUCUCAAGAUGCCCAGGAAAUAAUCCGCCCACGUCGAUGUAAAUAUUUUGAUACAAAUAGUGAAAUAGAAGAAGAAUCUGAAGAAGAUGAAGAUUAUAUUCCAUCAGAAGACUGGAAAAAGGAGAUUAUGGUGGGCUCCAUGUUUCAAGCAGAGAUUCCAGUUGGCAUUUGUAGAUACAAAGAAAAUGAAAAAGUAUAUGAAAAUGAUGAUCAGCUCCUGUGGGACCCUGAGUAUUUACCAGAAGAUAAAGUGAUUGCAUUUCUUAAGGAUGCAUCUAGAAGAACAGGUGAUGAGAAAGGUGUAGAAGCAAUUCCUGAAGGAUCUCAUAUAAAAGACAAUGAACAGGCUUUAUAUGAAUUAGUUAAAUGCAAUUUUGAUACAGAAGAAGCAUUGAGAAGAUUACGGUUUAAUGUAAAAGCAGCUAGAGAGGAAUUAUCUGUUUGGACAGAGGAAGAGUGUAGAAAUUUUGAACAAGGGUUGAAGGCCUAUGGAAAGGAUUUUCAUUUGAUCCAGGCUAAUAAAGUCCGAACAAGGUCAGUUGGUGAAUGUGUAGCAUUCUAUUACAUGUGGAAAAAAUCUGAACGUUACGAUUUCUUUGCUCAGCAAACGCGAUUUGGAAAAAAGAAAUACAAUCUUCAUCCUGGUGUAACGGAUUACAUGGAUCGUCUUCUAGAUGAAAGUGAAAGUGCUGCUUCUAGUCGUGCACCAUCCCCUCCCCCAACUGCCUCAAAUAGUAGUAACAGCCAGUCCGAGAAAGAAGAUGGCACUGUAAGCAAUAGUAAUCAAAAUGGAGUGUCAUCUAAUGGACCAGGUGAAAUAUUAAGCAAAGAAGACGUAAAAGUUGAAGGAUUACAUGUUAAUGGACCUACCGGUGGAAAUAAAAAACCACUUCAUGCAGAUACGGAUACUAAUGGUUAUGAAACAGAUAACCUUACCACUGACCCAAAACUUGCCCAUAUGACUGCAAGAAAUGAAAAUGAUUUAGAUGAAAAAAGUGAGAGACCUGCUAAAAGGCGAAGGGUAAACAGCAAUGGAAAAGAAAGUCCAGGUUCUUCUGAAUUUUUCCAAGAAGCAAUCUCACAUGGAAAAUUUGAGGAACUUGAUAACAUAGAUGACUAAAAUUUAGACCCAUUUUACUUUCUUUGGAGUAAAUCUUGGUGUGACUGAAAUUUUCAGGGUUGAUGGGUUACCUUAAAAGUUAAUUUCCUGAAGCAGUUGUUUAAAAUUUGAAAAUUUGAGUUAAGCCUAACUUUAGGAAAUAAGAUUUUAUAAUUCUGUCCUUUGCAGAUUUUUUACUUUAAAACUGUCAAAGACCCUUUAAGUAUAUAACAAGUAUUUUAGUAAAUUUGAAUGAACUAAAAUGUAUAGGUACCUUUGCAUUUGAUGUAUUAAUCAUAUUAUAAAAUUUCAUUGCAAGGUACUUUUUGCUUGGUUUGAUGAAGGAAAAAAAAAAGAAAACACCUGUUUUUCUGAGUUUCUUGAAAUGUCUUAUCUUUAUGACAGACACUUUUUCUCUCCAUACAAAUUGAGUGUUGUCAUUAAGGAAACCCUUAUGAAUCCUGAAAGUUAUGCUAGCAUGAUUUUUUUAUAUAUAGAAGUUUAAAAAUAAACCAAGUCAGGUUUGUAUAUGUAAAAUUGUUGACAUCAAUGAUGUCUUUCCAUAUUCUUAUCUGGGCUUAAGAAAUACAUUCUGUAUUUUUCCAGAUUCUUUGUAGCCUUUGAAAGAUUUUUACAGUACCUAUGUCUUGACUGAGCUGUCCUUUCUUAAUACAAAAGCUUGUAUAAUUUUCUUAACUUGUACAGUUGGUCAACUUUUAUGAGAGGAAUUGAUAUUCUAAGUCUGUCAGCUUUCAUUUUAUUUUGCUAAGGUUUUUCUAAUGAAUUUUUAAGUGUUUGUGUAGUAACUAAGUCAUGUUUCUUAUCCAGGUGGUAAAAGCAUUCAUAAAAGAUUGUGAAAAUUUGUUUUUUCAGAUUUCUACUUAAGGAAAAAUAGUUUGAGAAUUCUGAAAUUAAGCAUGAUACUUCUAUUGCAGAGUUUGUUUUGCAUUUGCUAUAAUUUUCAAAGUUAUUUUUGAAACAAGACAAAAGUUUAAUGCCAGCUUAAGUGUUUAGUUGUAUCAUGCUGAGCAGAAUUCUGUUCAGUUAUUUUUAUAUACAUUAUAAAAUUUCCCAUUUUUGCAUUAAAUAAACAGAGGGGAAAAGGUCAAGUAGGUGAUACUUAGAUAUUGGCGCACACAAGGAGUAACCGUCGGCAAGCAACAAUAUUGAUUUUAUGUGGAGAAAGUGAUGAAGUUAGAAAAGUUUUCAAACUUUUCCAGUUACAGUCCUGUUUUUCAGAAUUGAUGAUGUAUUUCCAAAAUGAAAAUCUAAAGUCUUUAUAAAUGCAGAUUUAAAAUAAUUACAAGUUACACAGCAGCCACUGCUCUGUGUGAUUACAAACAGGAUUAUCUAUUAGUGUAGCCUUGCAAGAGUGCUGUUUUAUUUUUAGUGCGAAAUUCUUGUUAAAAAAUGUAGUUUUAUACAGCUGAUAGACUAACCUAUAC
Molecule: messenger RNA, 5167 nt
Organism: Trichechus manatus latirostris (Florida manatee)
Lineage: Eukaryota; Metazoa; Chordata; Mammalia; Sirenia; Trichechidae
Gene: MIER1
Product: MIER1 transcriptional regulator
Exons: 12
Coding region: 2286-3743 (485 amino acids)
Biological process (GO): negative regulation of transcription by RNA polymerase II
Cellular component (GO): nucleoplasm
Molecular function (GO): histone deacetylase binding; transcription corepressor activity
Source: RefSeq, a predicted model, not a curated record